Molecule: messenger RNA, 814 nt
Organism: Macadamia integrifolia
Lineage: Eukaryota; Viridiplantae; Streptophyta; Magnoliopsida; Proteales; Proteaceae
Product: gluconokinase-like
Exons: 4
Coding region: 81-659 (192 amino acids)
Cellular component (GO): cytoplasm
Molecular function (GO): gluconokinase activity
Source: RefSeq, a predicted model, not a curated record
UUCCCCACAUAUUAUUGGGAAAAAGACUGUCAGACAGCUAUUCUUCUUCUUCUUCUCCUCGCGGUUUGCCCCUCUCAACCAUGGAUUCCACUCUAAGAGGCUUGGCAGUUGUGAUCAUGGGUGUCUCUGGUUCAGGCAAAUCAACAAUAGGAGCGUUGCUAGGAAAGGCCGUGAAUUGCAGUUUUCUGGACGCCGACGAUUUCCAUCCACAAUCAAACAAAGAAAAGAUGGGUAAAGGGAUACCAUUAUCGGAGGAAGACAGGAUCCCCUGGCUCGAAACACUCCGUGACACACUCCAAAGGCACAUAAGCAAUAGCAAAAAUGUAAUUCUUGCGUGUUCGGCUCUACAAAAGAGAUACAGAGAAAUCCUUCGAAUGGCCGAUCCUGAUUACAACAAACUGACAAGUGAAGUUGGCGGCGGCGGCGGCGGUGGUGGUGGUGGCAUUAAGUUUGUUCUGUUGGAUGCUGCGGCGGAUGUAUUAGCAGCUCGACUUAAAAAAAGGGAAGAGGAAGGGAAUCAUUACAUGCCUGCCUCACUUUUGAGGUCUCAAUUGGACUUGCUUCAGAUUGAUAUGGCUGAAGGGAUAUUUACAGUUGAUGCUACUUUGAGCGCUGAUGUUAUCGUGCAUACCAUUAUGACUAAUUUUUUGUUCAAAUGAUGUUCUUAUGAACUGAGGUUAUGAGAUUUAUUACUUCAUUUUCACAAGAAGGGAGGAAAUGAUGUAAUUUAGCUUCUUUUUUUUUUUUUUUUUGGGUAAAAAUGAUGUAAUUUAGGUACUACUAUAUAUUGAAAUAAAUUGAAAAUAGAUGAGGA